Messenger RNA from Hyposmocoma kahamanoa, 6744 nucleotides. RefSeq names its product myosin-VIIa-like. The transcript has 11 exons. Bases 16 to 6357 code for a protein of 2113 amino acids. The record is from RefSeq and is a predicted model, not a curated record. Gene Ontology annotation, cellular component: cytoskeleton; myosin complex. Lineage: Eukaryota; Metazoa; Arthropoda; Insecta; Lepidoptera; Cosmopterigidae. Gene Ontology annotation, molecular function: protein binding; cytoskeletal motor activity; ATP binding.
GCGAAGUGAUUCAAUAUGGUGGACAGAAUAACACUUUCAGACUUUGUCUGGAUAAAACCAGAAGGGAAGUCGGAAUUUGACGUCCCUAUUGCAGUCAAAAUAUUAAACAGCUCUGGCGAACUCAUUCAAGUACGAGAUGACGAUGGAAAAGUAUAUUCAACGUCGAUUAAAAAUGUUCUCAAACCACUACAUGCCACGUCGACGACGGGUGUUGAAGAUAUGAUCACAUUGGGAGAGCUACAAGAGUACACCAUCCUUCGAAAUCUCCACAUACGUUACCUCCAGCAGUUGAUUUAUACCUACACGGGCACGAUGCUCAUCGCCAUAAACCCAUACGAAAUCCUACCCAUAUACACGAUGGACCAAAUACAUUUCUAUCAAGACCGAAACAUUGGAGAUAUUCCACCUCACAUAUUUGCGAUCGGUGAAAGUGCAUUCAAGGAGUUGCUGGCGACGUCUUCAAAUCAAUGUAUUGUUAUAAGUGGAGAGAGUGGUGCCGGUAAAACAGAAAGCACCAAACUUCUACUACAAUACCUGGCUGCGGCUAGUGGUAAACACUCUUGGAUUGAGCAGCAAAUACAAGAAACCAACCCCAUUCUUGAAGCAUUCGGCAAUGCUAAGACAGUCAGAAACGACAACUCCUCUCGGUUCGGUAAAUAUAUCAACAUCUACUUCAGCAGUCAAGGAACGAUAGAAGGAGGCAAUAUCGAGCAAUAUCUUUUGGAAAAAUCUCGCAUAGUUGGGCAAAAUAAAGGCGAAAGAAAUUAUCAUAUAUUUUACGCGCUCGUAGAUGGUUUAUCAGCUGAAGAAAAGCGGAAACUGGAACUAAGUAAGCCUGCCGAUUACGCUUACUUGAAUUCUGGUAACAUGCUCACUUGCGACGGUCGUAAGGACAGUAUGGAAUUUGCCGAUCUCAGAUCGGCAUUUAAGGUGCUAAAUUUUACAGACGGCGAAGUUUGGAGUAUGUUUUCACUGUUAGCUGCGAUAUUGCACCUGGGAAACUUGAAAUUUAAAUCUUUUAACUUAAAUAAUAUAGACUCCUCUGAGGUAGCUGACGCCUCGAAUGCAAACAGAAUAGCAUCACUUUUGGGAGUUAACAAAAGCAAGUUGUGUGAGGCACUAACUAGAAAGACGAUAGUUGCACACGGAGAUACAGUGGUCUCUCCUUUAACCGCUUCUGCUGCAGUUGACGGUCGAGAUGCUCUUGUGAAGGCAAUCUACGGACAUAUAUUUGAGUACAUAGUAGAAAUGAUUAAUAAAACAUUGCACAAAGAUCAACAGCUGUCCAGCAAAUCCGUAGGUAUACUAGAUAUUUUCGGUUUCGAAAAUUUUGACUCCAACAGUUUUGAACAACUCUGCAUAAAUUAUGCAAAUGAAAAUUUACAACAGUUCUUCGUCAGGCACAUUUUCAAACUAGAACAAGAGCAAUAUGCCAAGGAGGGUAUAACCUGGACGAACAUCAACUAUGUUGAUAAUCAGGAAAACCUAGACACUAUAGGUUUGAAACCUAUGAAUUUGCUCUCGCUGAUCGAUGAAGAAUCUAAAUUUCCAAAAGGAACAGACAUAACGCUUCUCUCCAAACUGAAUGCCAAUCACAGUAAGAAAACAUGCUACAUUACUCCAAAGUCAUCACACGAGCAUAGGUUCGGAAUCAAACACUUUGCUGGCGAUGUGUUUUAUGAAGUUAAAGGCUUUCUCGAUAAAAAUAGAGAUAUGUUAACGACUGACGUCAAAGAAAUGAUAACGGACUCCAACAACGCAUUUUUGAAAUCGCUGUUUGUUAAUGAAACAGCGCCAUCACAAAGUGGAAGUCGAAAGACUGUUUCUUUGAGCCAUCAAUUCAAAACAUCUUUGGAGGCCCUAAUGAAAACUUUGUAUGCUUGUCAUCCAUUUUUCGUACGAUGCAUAAAGCCAAAUGAAUUUAAAAAGCCCAAGCUACUUGACCGCAGCCUGUGCGUUCGUCAGCUUCGAUAUGCGGGUUUAAUGGAGACAGCAAAGAUUCGUCAAGCUGGGUACCCCAUUCGUUACUCUUAUGCAGAGUUUGUACAUCGAUAUCGCCUUAUAGUGUCCGGUAUUCCACCAGCUGAGAAAACUAACUGCAAAGAAGCUACCAAGAAGAUAUGCACAGAAAUUCUCAAAGAUCAAGAAUUUCGACUGGGACAUACUAAAGUAUUUCUAAAAGAUGCUCAUGACGUUAUACUGGAGGAACUGAGGCAUACAGUGCUGAUGAGAGCUGUUAUCCGAGUACAAGCGAAUGCGAGAAGAUUUAUACACAGGACAAGAUUCCUUCGAUUGCGAGCAGCUGCGCUUUCAAUUCAAAAGCAUUUCCGAGCUCGUGGCUACAGAAACAGAUACCUUGUUAUGAGGAGAGGUUACUUACGUUUGCAAGCUGUAAUUAGAACUAGAGAACUGAAGAAGACGUUCUCAAAUAUAAGAUUAUUCUUCAGGAAGUUUCAAGGUCAUUGUAGAGGCUAUCUGGUCAGAAAAAUUACGAAAGAAAAAGGACAUAUAAUAAAAACUAAAUUGCUGCAGUUCAAAAAAGAAAAGGAUGAGCUUCAAAAAACAGGUAAAGCCGAUGUUAAAUCAGCAGAAAAUGAUUAUGAGAAGAAGUAUUUGGAACUUAUGAAGAAGAUAUGGAUCAUCAAGGAUGUCCCAGUCGAAAACAAUGUACAGAAUGCCACAAUCAUAGACGAUAAAUACGUUGAUGAUGUUUUCGAUUUCUUGAAAGAUACUCAGACACCAGGUGGUACAGUACGUGGUGUAGGAUUUGGAGUGACAGCAACAAACAAGCCGCCAAUUUCCAGCGUAAUACCUCUUCCACAAGAUCAAGAUGAAGAAUCUUUUGACGAGUUCAAUUUCAGAAAAUUUGCAGCGACGUACUUUUUGGGCAAUACAAGUCACCAGUUCAGUCGCAGGCCAUUGAAACAGUCUCUUUUAGACUUGCCAUCACCUAUGGAUACAAUAGCCGCACAAGCUUUGUGGGUUACAAUUUUGAGGUUCAUGGGAGAUUUGGCGGAGCCAAAAUAUGUAGAUGACAAAAUAGACAAUGUGCCUGUGAUGACCAAACUUACCGGCACUUUGGGACAAGCCUUCCAUAAAAGCAAAGAAUUUGAAGAAUUAUUAAAAAACAACAACAGUUAUCACGGAGGGCAGCAAAAUAUGAUUCAGAAGACACUAAAACGACAAACAAAGCUGAACGAGGAGUUUAUGAAAAAUUUGAUGAAGGACGAAGUAACCAGCGAAAUGUAUAAUAGCUGGCUUCACACUCGUCGAACUAGUAAUCUGGAAAAGUUGCAUUUUAUAAUUGGACAUGGACUUAUUAGGAAAGAAUUGAGAGACGAGGUGUUCUGUCAACUGUGUAAACAACUCACCAACAAUCCGUCUAAGACAUCACAUGCUCGUGGUUGGAUAUUGCUUUCACUUUGUGUAGGUUGUUUCCCGCCGUCAGAAAGAUUUGUUAAAUACUUACGCUCGUUUAUACGAAGUGGUCCUCCGGGAUAUGCACCGUACUGUGAAGGACGACUUGUACGAACUUUCAAGAAUGGUCCACGCAUGCAACCGCCAAGUUGGCUCGAGCUUCAGGCUACAAAAACGAAGAAACCCGUCCUUUUAACUAUAACACUUAUGGAUGAAACAGUGAAGACAGUUCAAUCAGAUUCUGCUACUACGUCUGAAGAAAUCUGCCAACAAAUUGCUGAUGAUAUUGGUCUGACAGACGUAUUUGGUUUUUCUUUGUACAUAACGACCUAUGAUAAAGUUCUAUCAUUGGGAAGUGAAGCGGCUCAUAUUAUGGACGCAAUUUCACAAUGUGAACAGUUUGCUAAAGAACAAGGUACACCAGAGAAAAAUGCUCCAUGGAGGUUAUUCUUCCGGAAAGAGAUAUUUACGCCUUGGCAUAAUCCACUUGAAGAUAAAAUAGCAACGAAUUUAAUUUAUUACCAAGUGGCAAAGGGAAUCAAAUUUGGCGAGUAUAGAUGCGAUUCAGAAAAGGACUUAGCAAUGCUAGCAGCACAACAGCAUUACAUCGAAUAUGGGCCACAAAUAGAUCCGAAUGUUUUAAGGAAGGUUAUAGUAAAUUACAUUCCCAACCAAUUCAUUCAAUCUAACGACACUGCUUUAACGAAAUGGGAGCACCUUGUCACGAAAGCAUUUGAAUCAUCGCAGAAUGUACAGUCCAAAGUUGAUCCUUUAAGAUGCAAGGAAGACAUUGUUAUAUUUGCAAAAUUAAAAUGGUUCAUGCUUUUCUCAAAGUUUUUUGAGGCUAUGAAACUAAAAGGUGACACAAUUAAUAAAGAUCUUGUAAUUAUCGCAGUAAACUGGAUCGGCAUCUACAUCGUAGACCAGACGGAACAUAUUUUACUUGAAAUAUCAUUUCCUGAAGUGACUUACGUUGCGUAUAACGAAGAUGAAGACCGUGAAAAUGUGGGUAAAGUAACAAUUAGAACUAUACAGGGCGAGGAAUUUAUUUUCCAAAGUGUGGAUGCUAGCGAGAUGAGUUCUCUUAUUAUAUACCUCAUUGACGGAUUGAAAAGACGAUCUAUUUAUGUCGUUGCACAAACAGAUUCACAAGGUUAUAGUGACGCUUCAUCAUUUUUGCAAUACAAAAAGGGUGAUCUCAUAACACUUUUACAAGAUUGCACAGGUGAAACUUUAACGAACGCUACGUGGGGUCAUGGCAUGUGCAAUGGACAAGAAGGAUUGUUCCCCACGGAACAAGUAUACAUUUUGCCCACUAUGACUAUGCCAUCUAGUAAUGUUUUGGAAACAUUUAGGAAAAGCAACGUUAACAAAGAAAAGAAACAAACGUCAAAAUAUAACACCAUUCAGAGAAAGAGAAUGUACACUUUGGAGAAAUAUGCAAAAGAGCACUUCAGAGAGAAAUAUGACGUGAAUACUACAAUAUCUCGACAAUCCACACUAACUGCCGCGAAAAAGACUGUAGCAGGCGACUUGUGGGCGCACACUCGUGAUCCGAUCAAAAAGCCUUUAUUGAAAAUAUUAACUGACGAAAACUUAGCUAAGAAUGCUGUUGCUGCGUUCUUUGGGAUUUUGAAGUACAUGGGAGAUGUACCAGCUCCAAAAGCCAGAACGGCUACAGAAUAUACAGAUGAAAUAUUCAGAGCUGCUGUGUCACAACCCGCUUUACGUGAUGAAAUAUACUGCCAGAUUAUGAAACAACUAACAAAUAAUCGUAUACUUCUUAGUGAAGAGAGAGGAUGGGAGUUGAUGUGGCUUGUGACAGGAAUAUUCGCUUGUGGGCAAAAUUUGAUGAAAGAAUUAGUAGAAUUCCUUAAAACACGACCUCAUCCUAUUGCUAAGGAUUGCUUGAAGCGCGUCUUCAAAAUACAAAAGACUGGAGCUCGAAAGUAUACUCCGUAUGUGGUUGAAGUAGAAGCCAUUCAGCACAGAAGCAUGCAAAUUUUCCACAAGGUUUACUUCCCUGAUGACACUGAUGAAGCAUUUGAAGUAGAUUCUUCAACAAAAGCGAAAGACCUUUGCGAACAAAUAACUGGAAGACUAAAUUUAAAGAAUAGUGACGGAUUCAGUUUGUUCGUGAAGAUAGUUGACAAGGUGUUCUCUGUUCCGCAAAAUUAUUAUUUCUUUGAUUUUAUUCAUGAACUCGUGGAAUGGAUGAAAGAGACACGUCCGCUUCAUGGAUCUGGUGCACAACUAAAUAUGAACUACCAACUAUUCUUCAUGAAGAAACUUUGGAUCAAUACCGUGCCUGGUAGAGAUAAAAACGCUGAUCAGAUUUUUUACUUCCCUCAAGAAUUGCCUAAAUAUUUGCGCGGAUAUCACAAAACUUCAAAGCAAGAGCUUGUAGAAUUAGCUGCUUUAGUUUAUAGAUCGAGAUUUGGAAGCGAUCAAUCUCUGUUGCCACAAAUUCCGCAAAUGAUCGAGGAUCUUAUUCCCCCAGAUAUGAUAAGAGUACAAUCAAAUUCACAGUGGAAAUCCACUAUAAGUGCUGCCUAUCUGCAGCACGGUGUCAUGAGUGAGGAAGAAGCUAAGGAAAAAUUUUUGAAAAAAAUUUACCAACUACCCACUUUUGGCACAGCAUUUUUUGAAGUAAAACAGACUUCUGAUCCUACAUAUCCUCAAAUGGUUAUUAUUGGUAUUAAUAAGAAUGGUGUUAGCAUCAUUCAUCCACAGAGUCGAGACUUGUUGGUAACUCAUCCAUUUUCUCAGUUAUCCAAUUGGUCAUCAGGGAAUACGUUCUUCCAUAUGACAAUGGGGAACGUUUUGCGAGGUACAAAAAUAUUAUGCGAAACUUCAUUAGGAUACAAAAUGGACGACCUUAUUUCUUCCUACAUUGUGGUACUACGAGAGUCAAUGAAGGAGAAACGACGCCGUGAAUAACUUUAGCAUUUUAUAGUCAAUGUAUAUACUUGAUUAAUGUUGUGCGAUGUGCGCCGAUCAAAUAUUCGAUGGCGGCGUAUUCGGUGAGACAUACUAAUAUUUUUCAGAUGUUUACACUAAAACAAUAUUAGAAUCAACCUUCGUACUGAUUUUCAAAGUUUUUUACAUUUUAGCUAAAGCAAGUAAAUGUUACUAAAAAUAAUCCAUCUAAAAAAUGUGAAAUAAACUUAUUUAAAUCUAGUAUGAAUAGGAUGUAAACUGGUUUGAAUAAAUCAAGAUAAUGUUUUAAAUAAUUCUUAGUUGUGUAAAUAAUUUUCUAUGCUCCAUGGUACACAGUAGUAGAGCUAUUAUUAAAUACUAUAUGUACUCUAUAAUUAAAUCUAUAUG